This is a messenger RNA of Cuscuta epithymum, 2284 nucleotides long. Lineage: Eukaryota; Viridiplantae; Streptophyta; Magnoliopsida; Solanales; Convolvulaceae. The record is from the annotation of a GenBank genome assembly.
ACGCACUUAGCUUACUACUACUUUCAUCCAGAGAAAGAGCUCUAAAUUUUAAUCUUCCUAUAUACUGCUCUAGCUGCUUAUUUAAUUAAUUACCCUUUGACCCUCCCUAUGCACAACACAGGCAGAAGAGUCAGGCGCUCUGAGGCCUUCUGGCCUUCGAUUGUGAUGAAGAAGUGGCUGAACAUACAGCCUAAAGUGUACGACUUUAGCGAAGACGAGGUCGACACCGAAAGUGAAGAUGAUGCUUUGCCGGAUAAAGAUAGAAGGGACAUUGAGGAAGAUGAAGGCCGCGUAUUACAAAGAAAGCCUUCCCAAUGCUCCAACCGAACCUCUGGCAAACCCGCAACCGACUUUUCACUAAAGCACAGGAGAGGCAAAUCUGAGACUCUACGUCUCCAGUACAUCAGUAGGAAAGACGUGAGAGUUACAAUAGGUACAUGGAAUGUUGCAGGGAGGCUCCCUGGUGAAGAUCUUGAGAUCGAUGAGUGGCUUUGCAUGAAAGCACCCGCGGAUAUUUAUGUCCUUGGUUUUCAGGAGGUGGUACCCCUGAACGCUGGGAAUGUGCUUGGAGCAGAAAACAGAAGGCCCAUUACUAAAUGGGAAGCCAUUAUUCGCAGAACACUGAACAAAACUAUUGGGCCUGAAUCUAAGCCCAAGAGCUACAGCGCUCCUCCCUCUCCAGAACUCAGGACUUCUACUCCUUCAGACAUAAUUGCAGAUGCAGAAAUCAAAGACCCUUCAUGCGAAUCAUGCAUGGUUACAAUUCCGAAGAAUCUAAGCUUGAAGCAGGGUUUGGGUUUGGAUUGGCCCGAACUUCCUCUGGAUGGAACUCCCCAACUUCUGCCUUCAACCUUUAAGCUUAGAAGGGUUCUGAACAGUUGUUCACAGGUUGGUUUUGAGGUCCUGGAUAAUCCAGUUUCAUUCGGGCCUGUUGGAUUGGGUCUUGGCGGGCUGAAAAGUGGGCACCAUAGCUCUGGAGACUUGGAGUCUCUGUGGACCGACAAUCUUACUGAUGGCUCUGAUCAAUUCUCUGAAGAAGAGGAUGAGGACGGUUUUGGGGAUUUUCCGGAGGUCAGUGAAGAAAAAGGUGUUAGCUUGUUAAAGAAAUCGCGUCCAAUGUAUGUUCGAAUUGUGAGUAAACAAAUGGUCGGGAUUUAUGUUUCGGUUUGGGUACGAAGAACAUUGAGAAGGCAUAUCAACAACUUGAAAGUCUCUCCUGUCGGAGUUGGACUGAUGGGAUACCUCGGUAAUAAGGGAUCUAUUUCAGUGAGCAUGUCUCUUUACCAGACAAAACUAUGCUUUGUCUGCUCACAUUUGACAUCUGGACAGAAGUUGGGUGCUGAGCAGAGGAGGAACUCUGAUGUGAAUGAAAUCUUAAGGCGCACCAGCUUCUCCUCAUCGGUGUUUAAAUCAGAAACUGAUUAUCCUCCUCCCUUAACAAUCCCAUCUCACGAUCAGAUAUUCUGGUUUGGAGACUUGAACUACAGAAUCAAUCUAACAGAUACCAAAGUAAGAAAGCUUGUUUCAAGAAAGAAAUGGGACGAGCUCUUGGACCAUGAUCAGCUCACCAAGGAGCUCAGGAGUGGAUGUGUGUUUGAAGGUUGGAAGGAAGGAGCCAUUAACUUCGCUCCAACUUACAAAUAUGAGUUCAACUCAGAUAGAUAUGUGGGGGAGAGCGCGAGAGAAGGGGAGAAGAGGAGGUCGCCUGCAUGGUGAGUUUCUUAUAACUUCAGCCUCAUGUGGAAGCUCAAGACAAAGUAAAUGUGGGGGCGCAACAUUGGGUUAGGGUGGCCCGCAUGUUAAGACAACUCUUUCCUAAUAUUGUAAUGUAACUUCUUUUUCCUCUAGAGCUAACCCCAUCAGUGACUCUAGUCUAAUAUAAUGACCAUCCAGCUCAACCGAACAUAAUUUCUUCAAUCUUUCCCAGUCAUAGGCUCAAAUAGCUUUGAAUCUUUGAUGUUGCAGGUGUGAUCGUAUAAUGUGGUUAGGGAAAGGCAUCAAACAGAUUUUUUACAAUAGGACAAAUAUAAGAUUAUCGGAUCAUCGACCUGUGAGUUCCAUGUACGUGGUGGAAGUAGAAAUCUUUAAUCAGCGGAAGCUCCAACGGGCUCUCAAUGUCAAUUCUGCUGCUAUACAUCAUGAUAAGUUUGUUUAAUAACAUAGAUGAAUCCCCGAAGUUAGACCUUUAAGAAAAUCAUGUUGGCGCAGUUUUUUACUCUUAUGAUUUUUUCAUUCAUCAGUGGCAAUAAAUGUUGUAGAUUAUACCACAAACUAAACACAUAAA